This is a messenger RNA of Harpegnathos saltator (Jerdon's jumping ant), 2472 nucleotides long. RefSeq names its product transferrin. Gene Ontology annotation, cellular component: plasma membrane; recycling endosome; early endosome. Bases 16 to 2415 code for a protein of 799 amino acids. NCBI's taxonomy places the organism in Eukaryota, Metazoa, Arthropoda, Insecta, Hymenoptera, Formicidae. The transcript has 10 exons. Gene Ontology annotation, biological process: iron ion transport. The record is from RefSeq and is a predicted model, not a curated record.
UUAACCGCCGCGCACAUGCUAGCGUCCUCGUCGCUGCCGUCGACGCAGUCCUUCACACCGUCGCAGACCGUUUCCUGGUGCACGCAACCUCCGGCGUGUGCGUUCGUUAUCGGAGGCUUCUUAUCAUUCGGUUCGUGCGAAGAGGCAGGCGGCACACCUAGUUCCGCCUGUGUGCCUGUUCAUGCCGCAGAAAGAGACUUGAUCGUCCCAGUCCUCAUCAAACUGUCGUUAGAUAUCGUCCGAGAAUCGAUCAUGAGGAAUAUCGUUCUGGUGAUCCUGCUCGCCGCGCUCGCAAACGCACAAUUGAAAUACAAGUUCUGCGCUCCCGUGGAAACGAUAAACGAUAACGCGUGCUUCGCUCUGCAACGAGGGGACAGCGAGGUAUCAUGCUUUCGCGUGGCGGACAGCGCCGACUGUGCGAUUCGUUUGGCGCAGGGGGAGGCUGAUUUUGGCGUCUUCAAUGCGGAGGAAUUAUUGCUGGCGUACCCGUUCUACCAGAACAACAUCGUGCCCAUUCAGCAAUUGAGACACAGGGACAAGCCACUGGAGGAAUUCGAGUUCCAAACGGUGGCGGUGAUGCGCGCGGAUCUGACGCAGAUGAUCGGCCCACCCGGCGCGGGUUUCGACAACCUGAAGAACGGUGGCCUUUGUCACCCCGGCUUCAGCAAGUCCCAAUGGUGGAACGAUUACAUACUCAAGUACUUCGAGAAAACGGUGAAUUCUGCAGAAUGCCGCGAGAACGUGAGCGUCGCUGAGAACGAGGCCAGAAAUCUCCGAAGUUUCUUUGGGAAGGCAUGCAGGCCGGGCGAAUGGGUCUCCGACAGCUCCAUUGACCAAGAAUUGAAGAGGAAAUAUCCAGAACUUUGUGCCCUCUGCGACAACCAGGCAGGUUGCACCUACAACAAUAAAGCGAAUCACGGACAUCGCGGAGCUCUCGAGUGUCUGACUAACCGCCGAGGUAACGUGGCGUACGUGGCGCUCAGUUACGUGCGCCAAUAUCUCAAGACGAACAACACGUUCGAAUUCUUGUGUCCGAAUGGCGAAAGGCUUCCUUUGAGCUCUCCGACUCCGUGCGCAUGGAUCAAGCAACCGUGGAGCGUCGUCGCCGCUAGAACAGAGGUCGCGGACAUUCUCAGGACCAAGCUGCCGAACUGGCUGAGAGCAGACUCGAGCGAAAUCUGGAAGUUGACUCUGAGCAAAAUUAUACAGGAGGACAGCUUGGCCAUCAACAUGACGGAAAAGUUGUCCUUGGCAGCGUAUUUGAGCAAAGGAAGGGACAUCGAUCUCGCAGGCGGGCAGACCUGCGACAGGACUAUCCGCUGGUGCACGGUCGGCGAUUUGGACACGAAUAAAUGCAGAUGGGUGGCGAGAGCCAUGAUGGCGCUCGGCAUCGAGCCGCGCAUUUCUUGCGUCCAGUCGAACACCGUGUUCGAAUGUUUACGCAAGAUAUCUGAGCAACAAGCGGACAUAAUCACCAUCGACUCCAAUUACGGCUAUGUGGCGCGGAAAGUUUACGGCUUGUCAACGGUCUUGUACUGCGAAACCGAGACGGACAAGAAUAGCGUGAUAAUCGCCGUGGUGCGCAGUUCAGCGGACAAUAACUACCCCAUAAAGAGUUUCCAAGAUCUGAAGGGUAAAAAGGCGUGUUUCCCCGAGUACGCUGGUAUCAGCUGGCUGAGUUUCGUCAACAUCGCGAGGAAGACGGGAAUCAUCUCGUCCACGUCCUGUGACUACCCGCUCUUGGCAUCCAAGCUAUUUUCCGGAGCCUGCACCCCCGGAAUAAAAGACCGCGACCACUCGCGCACCAGCGCCUCGGCCGAUGUGUCGACCAAGCUCUGCUCUGCUUGCAUGCGUUCGAAUAACACGUCUUGCGCGGUGAACAGCACCAAUCGCUAUUACAACGAUAAGGGAGCCAUGCAUUGCCUCGCAGAGAGUGCCGGCGACAUCGCAUUCGUGGAAGUGGGAAACAUCAAUGACGACGCUACUAACCCAGAUGACUACCGCAUUUUGUGCAAGAAUGGAAGCCUGGCUGCAAAUCCCGGGUUCCAUGUCGACGAUACCUGCCCGUUGUCGGUGAUAAUCGACAGUGAGGUUGUCGGACGGAAAAAUAAUACGCAGACCGACACUACGGAUAUACUGCUGGCCCUUUUGAAAAUGGAAGAUUGGCUAGGAUAUCGCGUGGAUGCCGAGAGACCAAUCCAUGUCUACGGCCCGUUCAACGGUACUUACAACCUUCUCUUCAAGGAUUCCACGUCCGGUCUGGUUUCCACAACGUCGUCGACGAAAACGGUGGAAGCUUACAAAGAACUCUUCAGUCACGUGUAUCAGUGCUCGACCGGCCAGCCGACAGCAGCAGCUAAUUUUAUCUUCGUACUUUCAGUCGCGCUCUACCAUCUUCUUCCUAGUCACACAUAGUGUAGCAAAUGUAUUUUCCAACUCGAACGUCUACGAUAUUUACGUAAAUAUAUGUAC